Alnus glutinosa is the source of this 4112-nucleotide messenger RNA. RefSeq names its product ubiquitin C-terminal hydrolase 12. The record is from RefSeq and is a predicted model, not a curated record. Gene Ontology annotation, cellular component: nucleus; cytosol. Gene Ontology annotation, biological process: protein deubiquitination; regulation of protein stability. Gene Ontology annotation, molecular function: cysteine-type endopeptidase activity; protein binding; cysteine-type deubiquitinase activity. The transcript has 32 exons. Lineage: Eukaryota; Viridiplantae; Streptophyta; Magnoliopsida; Fagales; Betulaceae. The coding region runs from base 188 to 3538 and encodes 1116 amino acids.
CCUCAUCUUUUCCCCAAAACUCAAAAAGUACCCCUCCCCGAGAACUCACCUUUUCUCUCAGCCCCAUCUCUCGGCACUUCCCUCCUUGCCAAGCCCGCUUGGCUUCCUCUCCCUCUCCCUCUCCCUCUCUUUCUCUCUGUAUUUGGUUCUCAGAUUCGUCGAUCGGACGGUCGGUCUCUCUCUACCAAUGACCAUGAUGACUCCUCCGCCGUUAGAUCAAGAAGAGGAAGAGAUGCUCGUGCCGCAUUCGGAUUUAGUCGAGGGUCCUCAGCCUAUGGAAGUAGUGGCGCAAGUGGAGCCUGCAAGUACGGUGGAGAAUCAGCAAGUGGAAGAUCCACCAUCUAUGAAAUUCACGUGGACGAUUGAGAAUUUCUCUAGGUUGAAUAACAAGAAGCACUACUCAGAGGUUUUCGUCGUCGGUGGUUAUAAAUGGAGGAUACUUAUUUUUCCGAAAGGCAACAAUGUGGACCACUUGUCAAUGUAUUUGGAUGUUGGGGAUGCUGCCACAUUGCCAUAUGGGUGGAGUAGAUACGCACAAUUCAGCUUGGCUGUGGUUAAUCAGGUUCACAACAAGUACUCAAUAAGAAAGGACACGCAACACCAGUUCAAUGCGAGAGAGAGUGACUGGGGUUUCACAUCAUUCAUGCCUCUCAGUGAUCUUUAUGACCCUACUAGAGGGUACCUUGUUAAUGACAGAUGUGUUGUUGAAGCUGAGGUUGCUGUCCGUAAGAUUCUUGAUUACUGGUCAUAUGACUCAAAAAAGGAGACUGGUUAUGUUGGACUUAAGAACCAAGGAGCAACGUGUUACAUGAACUCUCUUCUUCAGACUCUCUACCAUAUUCCUUACUUUAGAAAGGCGGUGUACCAUAUGCCAACAACUGAAAAUGACAUGCCCUCAGGAAGCAUUCCUCUGGCGUUACAGAGUUUAUUUUAUAAGCUUCAAUAUAAUGACAGCAGCGUGGCAACUAAAGAAUUGACCAAGUCUUUCGGAUGGGAUACAUAUGACUCUUUCAUGCAACAUGAUGUGCAAGAACUCAACAGAGUCCUGUGUGAAAAGCUUGAAGACAAAAUGAAGGGGACUGUUGUGGAGGGGACAAUACAGCAAUUAUUUGAAGGACAUCACAUGAAUUACAUUGAAUGCAUCAAUGUGGACUACAAAUCUACAAGAAAGGAAUCAUUUUAUGAUCUCCAGCUUGAUGUUAAAGGCUGUCGGGAUGUUUAUGCUUCUUUUGACAAGUAUGUGGAAGUUGAACGUCUUGAGGGCGAAAACAAAUACCAUGCUGAGGAACAUGGCUUGCAGGAUGCUAAGAAGGGUGUCUUGUUUAUUGACUUUCCCCCAGUUCUUCAACUUCAGUUAAAGCGGUUUGAGUAUGAUUUCAUGAGGGACACUAUGGUAAAGAUAAAUGACCGCUAUGAAUUUCCUCUUCAACUUGACCUUGAUAGGGAGAAUGGAAAGUAUCUUUCACCUGAUGCAGAUAGGAGUGUUCGCAACCUUUAUACGCUUCAUAGUGUCUUGGUCCACAGUGGCGGGGUGCAUGGUGGACAUUACUAUGCUUUUAUCAGGCCAACCCUCUCAGAUCAGUGGUUCAAAUUUGAUGAUGAGCGGGUGACAAAAGAGGAUGUAAAGAGGGCAUUAGAAGAGCAGUAUGGUGGUGAGGAAGAGUUGCCUCCAACCAAUCCUGGCUUCAAUAAUACUCCCUUUAAAUUCACAAAAUACUCAAAUGCUUAUAUGCUUGUGUAUAUACGUGAAAGUGACAAGGACAAAAUAAUUUGUAAUGUUGAUGAGAAGGAUAUAGCUGAACACCUAAGGAUAAGGUUGAAGAAAGAACAAGAAGAGAAGGAGGACAAGAGAAGAUAUAAAGCACAGGCCCAUUUGUAUACAAUAAUAAAGGUUGCACGAGAUGAGGACCUUGUAGAACAGAUUGGAAAGGAUAUAUAUUUUGACCUUGUGGAUCAUGACAAAGUUCAUAGUUUCCGUAUUCAGAAACAGACACCCUUUAAUCUUUUCAAGGAGGAGGUUGCCAAAGUGUUUGGCAUACCAGUGCAAUUUCAGCGAUUUUGGAUUUGGGCAAAGCGGCAAAACCAUACAUAUCGUCCCAAUCGACCAUUGACCCCUCAGGAGGAAGCACAAUCUGUUGGACAGUUGAGGGAGGUAUCAAAUAAGACACAUAAUGCAGAAUUAAAGUUGUUUUUGGAAGUAGAGCUUGGACUGGAUCUACAUCCUAUUACUCCUCCUGCCAAAGCUAAAGAAGAUAUUCUUCUUUUCUUCAAGCUGUAUGACCCUGAGAAAGCUGAACUACGAUAUGUUGGUAGGUUUUUUGUAAAGAGUUCUGGUAAGCCCAUAGAAAUACUAGAAAAACUUAACAAAAUGGCCGGUUUCGCCCCUGAUAUGGAGAUAGAACUUUAUGAGGAAAUAAAGUUUGAGCCCUGUGUCAUGUGCGAGUACCUUGAUAAGAGGACCUCAUUUAGAUCAAGUCAGAUUGAAGACGGGGACAUCAUCUGCUUCCAGAAAUCUCCUCCACUUGAAAAUGAAGAAGAAUGCCGAUAUCCAGCUGUUCCAUCAUUUUUGGAAUAUGUGCACAAUCGCCAGGUUGUUCAUUUUCGAUCUUUGGAGAGACCGAAGGAGGAUGACUUUUGUUUAGAGUUGUCAAAGGUGCACAGUUAUGAUGAGGUUGUGGAGAGAGUGGCGCGACGAAUUGAUUUGGAUGAUCCAUCUAAAAUCAGACUCACAUCUCACAACUGCUAUUCUCAGCAACCUAAGCCCCAACCUAUCAAAUAUCGAGGCGUAGAGCGUUUGUCAGAUAUGCUAGUCCAUUACAAUCAGACUUCUGAUAUAUUGUACUACGAAGUUCUUGACCUCCCUCUGCCAGAAUUGCAAGGUCUUAAAAAUCUGAAAGUUGCUUUUCAUCAUACUACAAAGGAUGAAGUGGUAAUUCACAAUAUUAGAUUGCCUAAACAAAGCACUGUUGGAGAUGUGAUUAAUGUGUUAAAAACAAAGGUAGAGUUGUCUCAUCCAAAUGCAGAACUUAGACUACUUGAAGUUUUCUAUCACAAGAUCUAUAAGAUCUUUCCACACAUUGAGAAAAUCGAGAAUAUAAAUGACCAAUACUGGACUUUGCGUGCAGAGGAGAUCCCAGAAGAGGAGAAAGACCUUGGCCCCCAUGAUCGUUUGAUUCAUGUUUAUCACUUCACCAAAGAGACUGCACAAAACCAAAUGCAAGUACAAAAUUUUGGGGAACCCUUUUUCUUGGUCAUACAUGAAGGAGAGACUUUAGCGGAAGUUAAAGUGCGAAUACAAAAGAAAUUGCAGGUUCCAGAUGAGGAGUUUGCUAAGUGGAAGUUUGCCUUUUUGUCAAUGGGUUGUCCAGAGUACCUGCAGGACUCUGAUGUUGUAUCCAGCCGUUUUCAGAGAAGAGAAGUUUAUGGCGCUUGGGAGCAGUACCUUGGAUUGGAACACUCGGAUAAUACCCCGAAGAGGGCUUAUGCAGUAAAUCAGAACCGUCACACAUAUGAGAAGGCAGUUAAAAUAUACAACUAGGUUAGAGCUGACAUUGGAUACACAAGCAUCUUUGAAUGCGCCCAGAAAUGGAAGGGAUGAUAACAAAGCAUUACAGCUGAAGCAUAUAUAAGUGGUGAAGCAGCUCACAUUGAGUUUAUAUUUCCGUCUCUUUUGACUGUUUGUAUUAUUAUUAUUCUUUCUCUAAUGAAUGUGGGCGGGGAAAGGUGGGAGGUUUUCUCCUUUGCUUUUAGUGUAUCUAUAUUUGUGCUCUGCUCUGCUCUGCCCUCUUCUCUCUUUCUUAAUGAAGUCGCCUCCUUUUGAGAGGUUGGCGGCUUUCUUCCAUAGACAGCGCCAGUGUAACUUAGCAGCAGUACAUAAGAAGAUUUUGAUGAGGGGAUGGAUGUAUAUCGGGUAUAGUUGGUUUCCUCUGACAUUCAAUUCUUUGUCUUUUUUCUUUCUUUUUUGUUGCCGUUUUUCGUUGGGGAUAAGUUUGUAAAAAAUGGUUCGUUAAAUUCAGUAGUUGGGGUUGUAGGAGCUUGUAAGACAAUUAUACCGCUUUCAAGCAUUUUUUUUUUUGGUUUUAUUUAUAAAGAGCUAUAUCUCGUUUAACAUC